Messenger RNA from Heterostelium album PN500, 3585 nucleotides. RefSeq names its product ABC transporter C family protein (gene abcC6). The record is from RefSeq and is a predicted model, not a curated record. The transcript is spliced from 3 exons. Lineage: Eukaryota; Evosea; Eumycetozoa; Acytosteliales; Acytosteliaceae. Gene Ontology annotation, molecular function: ABC-type transporter activity; ATP hydrolysis activity; ATP binding. Gene Ontology annotation, cellular component: membrane. Gene Ontology annotation, biological process: transmembrane transport. The coding region runs from base 1 to 3585 and encodes 1194 amino acids.
AUGGAUUUUGGUAUGAUGUUGAAACUCAAUAAUAAUGCAAAACGUCUAUUCUCCAGUGGUGCAAUCAUGAAUUUGAUAUCCGUGGAUAUCGAUGCAUUCGAAGAGUAUUUUUGGAAUAAUUGUAUUGAUAUAUUUAUAUAUCCAUUUACUAUAAGUUUUCUUUUGGCAUUUUUAUGUUAUAUUGUUGGUCCGGCUGCUGGAUUGACUGGAUUUGUUUUCAUGGUGAUUGGUCUACCGACAAAUGCUUAUCUGAGCAAGCGCCAGAGUGACUUUAAUUUGAGAUCGCUGAAUCUGGGAGAUGAUCGUGUUGGCCUGAUGAGUGAGAUUCUCACUGGUAUCAGAUUCCUCAAGUUGUAUGCCUGGGAGCAGCCAUUCAUCGAUCGAGUAGAAUCGAUUAGAAAGAACCAACUCAAACAACUGAGAGUUCGUAAUCUUUUCUGGGCAUCAUCGUCGCUUCUCACCCAAGUACUAAGUGGAAUCGUAUUGCUAGCGACAUUCUCUGUGUUUGUGUUGCGUGGUGGUCAGUUGGAUGCUACCACUGCAUUUACCGCGCUUACUAUUUUCGUCAAUAUGAGACGUCCAUUGGAGAUGCUUCCGGAAUCAAUUCAACGUCUGAUGAAAGUAUUUGCUUCGUCCAAGAGAAUCGAAGCAUUCCUCCAAACCACCGAGAUUCAACAACAUAUGAUAACUCACAUAGACACCAGUUCGGAUAUUAGAAUUGUAGAUGGUGAAUUCACAUGGGAUGAUGCUGAUUAUUCCAACAAGCGUGGUCAAUAUGACAGUAACGGUAGUGGAGAUGAAGAAAUUGGUGAGAUUAGCAUGAUGAUUCUCCAAGAUGGUAAUAACAAUAGUGUAGGUGGCUCAGCUGCCGACAGUCCUAAAUCACAUCUGGUAGUUGCUAGAAACACUUUGAACGACGAUGAAUCAGGUGAGCAGAUUACCACUUUCGAAGAAGUAGAGUCAAUCGGUAUGAUGGAGGAUGAUACCAAUUCGCCAGAGCGUGCUCCCUCCGUUUUGAGUGGUGUCAACUUUGUCGCACCAGCUGGAAAACUUACGAUGAUCUGUGGAAAAGUUGGAACAGGCAAGACAAGCUUGGUUAGUGCACUGAUAGGAGAGAUCUACAAAACCAAAGGAAGUGUUUUCACUCCACGAAAGAUGGGUUUCACCUCACAGUCACCCUUCUUGAUUAGCGCAUCGCUACGUGACAAUAUUUUGUUUGGUGAGGAAUUCGAUGCCGAUCGUUAUAUCCGUGUGUUGGAAGCGUGUGCACUGGAUACCGAUUUGACUCAGUUUCCUGCCAAAGACUUUACUGAGAUUGGUGAGCGUGGACUAAAUCUAUCGGGUGGUCAAAAGUCGAGAAUUGCAUUGGCGCGUGCGGUUUAUGCAGAUCCCGAAUGCUAUUUGUUGGACGAACCUCUGAGUGCCGUUGAUUCAGAGGUUGCCAAACAUCUCUUUGAGAAAUGCAUUCAAGGUAUUAUGGCCAGUAGAACAAGAAUUUUAGUAACUCACCAACUUCAGUUUGUGCCAUCCGCUGACCAUAUUGUCGUAAUCCAAGAUAACAAUGAAAUUCUUCAAGGAACCUACCAGCAACUAACAGAAAAAGGUAUUGACUUUGAGUCCAUCAUGAAAGCAAAGCAUAUCGAUAUAAACAGCUCUAUAACCGAUUCACAAGAAGGUGACAGUGCCAGUCCAGAUAGAACAACUACAACUACAACAACAACUACUACAGAAGAGCAACAACAAACAUCUGCUAAAAUAGAAUUAAUUGUUACAAAUGCACCAGAUUCAAAUCUUCAAGAGAAAGCUAAACUUUUGGUACAAGAAGAUAGAAAUAAGGGAGCCGUCGGAAUGGAUACUUAUGGUCCCUACAUUAGAGCAGGUGGAACUUUGUGGUUCUUUAUUAUCGUAUUCUUUUAUUUGUUUAGCCAGAUAUCUUUCCAAUCUGCCGAUUAUUGGCUUGCCAUUUGGUCAAAGAAACAACUCGACGGUCCACACACAGAACGAUUCUAUCUUUUCAUUUAUAUGUGGUUCAUUUUUGGUUACAUCAUCCUAUUGACUAUCCGUUACUUCUCACUGGGAUCUUUCACUCUUUAUGCAGCGGCAGAGUUACACGACAAACUACUUGCCAGUAUCAUGCAAGCGCCAACUCUUUUCUUUGACCAAAAUCCAACCGGACGUAUAUUGAAUCGUUUCUCAAAGGAUAUAUCUGAUAUUGAUUUAUCGAUUUUAGAAUCGCUCUCUGAUAUAAUGUAUAACGGUACCUCGGUGUUUGUAUCGAUUUGUAUCAUGGUAUUCAUCAAUCCGAUUAUGGUUGUGCCACUUGCAGUACUCUCUGUAUUGUACUACUUUGUCCAAAUUAUCUAUCGUAACACCAGUCGUGAGCUAAAGAGAAUGGAAUCCAUCUCGAGAAGUCCGAUAUUCUCAUCAGUGGGUGAAUCGUACAGUGGAUUGGUAACGAUCCGUUCUUUCAAACAACAACAACGAUUUAUCAAUCAGAUUCACACACAGAUCGAUGUCAACCAACGAUUGUAUUUCUACAGUUAUGCAUGCCACCGUUGGAUGGGAACGAGACUAGAGUUGAUUGCAUCCACUGCAGUAUUCUUUUCUUCUUUGUUUUCCAUCUAUAGUUCUGCGAGCAACCCAGGCUUGGCAGGAUUGGCUGUCACUUCUGCACUUGGAAUGACUGGAUUCUUGAAUCGUCUGGUCAGACAAUACACUACAUUGGAAGUAAAGAUGAACUCCGUUGAAAGAGUCAACGCAUACACUCAAAUCCAAUCAGAGGGAGAUCGUCACUCGCUAACGAAUCCUCCUCCUCCAAGCUGGCCAGAGAAAGGACAAAUAGAAUUCCGUGACGCAGAAGUUAGAUAUCGUCCAGAUAUGGACCCAAGUUUAAUGGACUUCAAUGCCACUUUGGAGUCAUGUGAGAAAAUCGGAAUAGUCGGUCGAACAGGUGCUGGAAAAUCAACGAUUGGUGUAGCAUUGUUCCGUAUGGUCAAUCUAUCAAAAGGAAGGAUAUUGAUCGAUGGCAUUGAUAUUGGAAAGAUUGGAUUGUACGAGUUGCGAAGUAAGCUAGCUGUCAUUCCUCAAGAUCCGUUCAUAUUCUCUGGAACGAUACGUGCCAAUAUCGAUCCAUUCCACGAGCGGUCCGAUUCACAGAUAUGGGAUGCUCUUGAAAAAGUGCAGCUAAAAUCGGUUGUCUCGUCCAUGCCGUUUGGAUUGUCCACCGAGAUGCAACAAGGUGGCGAACUCUCGGUUGGACAAAGACAACUACUCUGUCUGUGCCGUGCACUUUUGAGAAACUCAAAGAUUGUGCUGAUGGACGAGGCAACUGCAAGUCUCGACUAUGAAACCGAUGCAAUCAUCAAGAAGACCAUUAAAGACAACUUUUCCAAUAGUACAGUACUCACGAUUGCACAUCGUCUCGACACUAUCUAUGACAGUAACAGAAUCUUGGUCGUCGAUAAAGGUCGUCUAGCAGAAUUUGAUACACCGACAGCACUUACCAACAAUCCGGAAUCGAGAUACACUCAACUUCUAAGAGCACAAUCAACCUAUUUAUUUUCAAAAUCAAAACAAGAUAACUAA